Dibothriocephalus latus is the source of this 1113-nucleotide messenger RNA. Lineage: Eukaryota; Metazoa; Platyhelminthes; Cestoda; Diphyllobothriidea; Diphyllobothriidae. The record is from the annotation of a GenBank genome assembly.
GCGCACUUUCUAAUCAUGGUUCUUCGUACUCGGAAUUCUGAACUCAAAACACACUCCGUCGAUGCGAACGGUCGGCAAUUGCGUGCUGUCCCCAGUCGGCUGUCCUAUCGGGGACCAAGGAUGGCCCGUCCUUUGGCCUUGCAUACGGGUAAACUGGACGAAAUCAUUGGACGUGAAAAGGAGGUUGAAUUUCUUCGAAAACUUAUGGAAGACUGUAUUACACAGAAGAAAAACGCAAGUCUUUACAUCAGUGGAGCUCCGGGAACUGGGAAGACUGCCACGGUGACCCAGGAAGUACAGACUCUGUUGACAGCCGGAAGGUGCCAAGCCAUCUUCAUCAACUGCAUGCAGUUGCAAACACCGAAGGCUGUUUUUGCUUGUAUUCUCUCCCAACUGAACCCAUCUUCCUCGCAUCACUCGUCUUCUUCAUCGGUAGAAAAUGUAGUGGCUGCCGUAGAGGCCUGUCUGACGAAAAAAUCGCGUCGCCUUCCUUUAAUCCUCGUACUAGAUGAAAUCGAUCAACUGGCAACUGCGUACCAGGACAUCCUCUACACGAUCUUUGGUUGGCCAGAUGCCCUCCCGGACAGUCAUCUGAUAUUGAUUGGCAUCGCAAAUGCUCUGGAUCUGACAGAGCGACUUUUGCCGGGUUUGCAGUCUCGAUCGCUUCGCCCCCUGCAUUUAUCCUUUCCACCCUACUCUAAGGACCAAAUCUUCCAGAUUAUUUCCGACCGACUAUUACGACAGAGCAACUCAUCCGGUUCAUCUACUCAAGCCUUGGACAAGCUUGCUAUUCAGUUUUGUGCCAAGAAGGUUGCUGCCUGUUCGGGUGAUGUCCGUACGGCCCUGGCCGUCUGCCACAGAGCCAUUGAACUGGCACGUCUGGAGGCCAGAGCAAAGCUGCGAGCCGCUGGAGAUGACGAGGAUGUUGAAAACACACCCCCUAGGCAGCGGCGUCUUCUGUCUAGCCCGGCGUUAAAGGCAACAGAUGAGGCAUUUGUCGUCCCAACCCUUCGGCACGUCAACCAGGCUUUUCAGGAGGCGCAGGAUAGCAUGCACUCACUGCCUUUUAACUGGCUUCCUGUGUCUAUGUGCCUGUUUAAUAAUGAAGAGUAA